Messenger RNA from Vicugna pacos (alpaca), 1172 nucleotides. The record is from RefSeq and is a predicted model, not a curated record. Lineage: Eukaryota; Metazoa; Chordata; Mammalia; Artiodactyla; Camelidae.
GUGCCAUAAUUUUUCUAUUCUUUUCUUAAAGGGACAUCAGCCCCAGACCCAUGAUCCCGCCCUCGUCCUUGCCAGGCCAUGCCUAACUCUCUCCCUUAAUCACACUGUGGGCCCUGGAAGCAACUCCUGGAGGGAGGCAUUUCCAUCACGUCCCCUUGGCUGUCAGGAACCUGAAGACGUGGGGAAGGGACCCAGCUGCCCCAUUCCACCCAGCUCCUGAGAACGGUAGUGGGAUUCACACCCGGGCCAAGUGGCUCCAUAACUGCUCUGGUCUCCUGCCCGUAGGAAGGACCAGUGCUGUCACGAUGCUGCCUCUCAGCACGGUCGAGGGUGAGGACACUGAGGAGGUGAAGACCAAGCCACCAGAGAAAGGAGCCCUGCUGUCUGAGAACACUGAGGAUCCGCCAAAGAAGCGCUCCAGGAUGAAGGGAAGAAUGUCACUCAAAAUCCUGCCCUUCUGUCCCCUGCACUCCAUGCCAUACUUUGUUCUUUUCCUAAAGGGACGUCAGCCCCAGACCCAUGAUCCCGCCCUCGUCCUUGCCGGGCACCGGGCACUGUGCCUAACGCUCUCCCCUAAUCACACUAUGGGCCCUGGAAGCAACUCCUGGAGGGAGGCAUUUCCAGCACUUCCCCUUGGCUGCUGGGGACCUGAAGACGUGGGGAGGGGACCCAGCUGCCCCAUUCCGCCCAGAUCCCGAGAGCCGUGCUGGGAGUCACACCCGGGCCACGUGGCUCCACAUCCAGGCGCUAACUGCUCUGGUCUCCUGCCCGUAGGGAGGACCCGUGGUGUCAGGAUGCUGCCUCUCAGCGCCGUCGAGGGCAAGGACACCGAGGAGGUGAAGACCACACCACCGGAGAAAGGAGCCCUGCUUUCUGAGAACACUGAGGAUCCGCCAAGCAAGCCCUCCAGGAUGAAGGGAAGAAUGUCAUUUAAAAUCAUGCCGAUCUGUCCCCUGGUAAGCCUGCUGGGUUCCUCCCUUUGGCAGAGGGCCCUGGGUUCUGACUGGCCAGCACAUGCACCACCUUCUCCCCUUGUUCCCAGAUCCCACAGGAUGUGGUCCCAUCUCCUGGAGGAUGGUUUUUCCAGGUGAUACUGCUGUCUUUCCUGCCUCCUUCUCCUUCUUAAUUCCAAACUCUGUUACAUUGUCACCUCCUCCAGGAAGCUUCCCCUG